CAAAGGAAGCGGAGAAAAACUCGAGGGUGGAUCUGUCGUGGAGCGUAAUCGUAAAACAAGAACGUGGUUUCCCGUAUCUUCUUCUGUAUGUUUUCGCGUCAGAAGACAUGCCCUUCCUCUCUUGGUUGCCGUUCGAUCGAGCGUCGACUCUGAUGGGCGGUGGUGAAUCGUCGGUGCAGUUGUUUUGAAUGAACUCCCUCCCUCAGUUCCUUCCUUCCUCUCUCUCAAAUCUCUUCUCUCUUUCCUGAGAUCUCUCACAAAUCUUCUUCAUCGCCAUCCCUCUCUCUAGCCCUCCCUCCCUUCCGCAGUCGCGAUCUCCUCGAUGUGAGCCCUCAUCGACUAGUCCAGAAGCCACACGAUACUUGGAAAGAAGAAUGGCGGGUUUUGGCGUGAUCCGCGUUGGUGCUCGAUCGGUGGAGAGGGGUAGUGGACACGGCUUCUUCCGCGCCCUCUUCUCUUACAGAGUCUUCGUUACAGCCAUGUUUUCUCUCCUUUUCCUCGCUUCUCUUUCUCUUCUCACCACCACGACCUCCACCACCACGAUGCCGGAUCCCGUUGGUCUCCUCAAGAAUCCGAAUCACCACCACCAUCUACACGCCUAUGUCAGUAGGACAUUCCUCGCCCUCAAAACCGAUCCGUUCAAGACUCGACUCGACUUGAUUGUGAAGCAAGCCAACGAUCACGUUGCCCUUGUUAACGCCUAUGCUGCCUAUGCUCGCAAACUCAAGCUCGAGAACACUAAGCAGGUCCGGCUCUUUGCCGAGCUCUCGCGAAAUUUUUCAGAUCUGCUCUCAAAACCAUCUUAUCGGGCUUUUCUGCAAUCUGACAACGCCAUUGAAGAAGAGACCCUACGCCAGUUUGAGAGAGACCUCAAGGAGCGGAUCAAGAUCACUCGGCAGAUUAUUGCCGACGCCAAAGAGUCUUUUGAUAACCAGCUUAAGAUCCAGAAACUCAAGGAUACCAUAUUUGCUGUCAAUGAGCAGCUAACCCGUGCGAAGAAACAUGGGGUUUUCUCGAGCCUAAUUGCUGCCAAGUCGAUACCGAAGAGCCUGCAUUGCCUCGCUAUGAGAUUGAUGGAGGAACGAAUCUCAAACCCAGAAAAGUACGUUGAUUCAGGGCCCCCACCUCCUGAGUUGGAGAACCCCAAUCUUUAUCACUAUGCUAUUUUCUCAGAUAAUGUCAUUGCGGCAUCCGUGGUUGUGAAUUCAGCAGUGAAGAAUGCAAAGGAUCCACGGAAACACGUUUUCCAUGUUGUGACCGACAAGAUGAACCUUCCUGCGAUGCAGGUCUGGUUCAAAAUGAGGCCCCUGAAUGGUGCCCAUGUUGAGGUCAAGGCAGUGGAGGACUACAAGUUUCUCAACUCAUCUUAUGUUCCAGUUCUGCGCCAGCUUGAGUCUGCGAAUCUGCAAAGAUUCUACUUUGAAAACAAUGCACAGAAUGCGACCAAGGACACUGCAAAUAUGAAAUUCAGAAACCCGAAGUAUCUUUCAAUGCUGAAUCAUCUGCGGUUUUAUCUGCCAGAAAUGUACCCAAAGUUGCACAGAAUCCUGUUUUUGGAUGAUGAUGUGGUGGUGCAAAAGGACUUGACAGGCUUAUGGAAGGUUGAUAUGGAAGGAAAGGUGAAUGGGGCAGUAGAGACAUGUUUCGGGUCAUUCCAUAGGUAUGACAAAUACAUGAACUUCUCAAAUCCCCUUAUCAGGGACAGGUUUAAUCCCAAGGCCUGUGCCUGGGCAUAUGGGAUGAAUUUCUUUGAUCUUGAUGCUUGGAGGAGGGAGAAAUGUACGGAGCAGUACCAUUACUGGCAGAAUAUGAAUGAGAACCGAACACUCUGGAAAUUAGGAACACUACCACCAGGAUUGAUCACUUUCUAUUCGACAACAAAGCCGUUAGACAAGUCCUGGCAUGUUCUUGGGCUUGGUUACAAUCCUAGCAUAAGCAUGGAUGAGAUACAGAAUGCUGCGGUGAUACAUUUCAAUGGGAAUAUGAAACCUUGGCUUGACAUUGGCAUGGAACAAUUUCAGCAGCUUUGGAAAAAACAUGUAGACUACGAUAUGGAGUUUGUGCAAAUGUGCAAUUUUGGCCUUUAGAAAAUAGAAAUUCCACAGCCUCUGUCUCUUUUGGGAGGAAGCAAUCCAGGGGAUAGAGGAUAUCUUGGAAACUUUAGUUUGCUACAAGAUAAGUGUACUCAGUCAGUUGCUAUAGCUGUUUAAUCACAGACGACGUAUUUAUUCAUUCUAAUGGAGUUGUUACUUGCUUUCUC
Nymphaea colorata (pocket water lily) is the source of this 2260-nucleotide messenger RNA. Its product is annotated as galacturonosyltransferase 8-like. The coding region runs from base 375 to 2087 and encodes 570 amino acids. The transcript has 3 exons. Gene Ontology annotation, molecular function: polygalacturonate 4-alpha-galacturonosyltransferase activity. The record is from RefSeq and is a predicted model, not a curated record. NCBI's taxonomy places the organism in Eukaryota, Viridiplantae, Streptophyta, Magnoliopsida, Nymphaeales, Nymphaeaceae.